Messenger RNA from Adineta steineri, 426 nucleotides. Lineage: Eukaryota; Metazoa; Rotifera; Eurotatoria; Adinetida; Adinetidae. The record is from the annotation of a GenBank genome assembly.
AUGGGAGGACAACAAGCAAAAAAAUUGAAUUAUGAUACAACACUCGAAUUUUUCGAUGAAAUUGAUCCAAACACAUCUAAAUAUCAUAAAGCAAGUCAAAAUCAUUGGGUAUUUAUGCUGAAAAAGAAAGAUCCGAAAAAACCAUUUUGGAAACGUUUAAUCAAAUCAACAGAAAAAUGUCAAUGGAUUGCCGUUGAUUGGGAUCAUUUUGCCGCCGAAGAUGAUGAUGAAGAAGGUGAUUUAGGUGGUAAAGAUUGGGGUAAUUUAGAUGGAAUGCUCAAACAAAUGGGUGGUGAUUUAGGUGGUUCAUCUGCAACUGAUUUGAAUGAUCUUGAGGAUGAUGAAGUCGAUAGUGAUGAUGAACCAAUGCCUGAUCUUGAAGAUGUACCGAAAACAAAUGAUGAAAAGAAUAAAUCUACAAGUUAA